AGUAUCUAAUGUUACCUGUCUAUAAUAAUAGCAAGAAGUAUAAAACAUAUCUAUAACUAGGUACACAUAAGAUUUCUAUGAGAUGAGUAAAAUUAUGGAACUAUGUGGAACUUUCAAAUGUGGUACUUCAACUUUAUUUUAUGUGGUGUAUUUCCUAAGAUCAGUAAUGUACGUAAACGGGAUUGAACAGUAUCCUACAGACCAUGAGAAAGGAUUGCCAGAGAAAGUAUCUCAACCAGACUACUUAUUCUUUUACCAGGGAGUAGAAGGUACUCCAGGAAUAGACUUUCCUGUGUACUCGCAUAUUCCAAGUACCAAAUUCAGUUGCAAAGAAUUGGAAUCAGGAUAUUACGCAGAUACUGACACAGACUGCCAGGUUUUCCACAUCUGCGAAGAUGAGAAGAAAAUAUCCUUCUUGUGUCCAAAUGGAACUAUUUUCCAGCAGACAGACCUUAUUUGCGAGUGGUGGUUUAAAGUUAAUUGCAGCCAUUCGCCAUAUUUGUAUGAAGAAAGUGCAGAGAAUCUUCGAGAAAAUGUAGCCAAGAGGAAAUCCUUCAGAAGAGUUCACCUGAAUACCCAAGAAUUAGAUAAAAGCACAUUAGGAGUUAAAGAGAAUUCUUUUAUUGAUAGAGUAGCAGAUAAUAAGUAUAACACACAGCAUUUUAGUAAUACCAAUAAUAAAAAUGAUCGUUUAGUUACUACUCAGAAUAAUAAUUAUAAUACUCAUAAUUUAAAACCUAAAAAUUUGCAGAAUAAUCAUCAAACUAACAGAGCAAAAGUUAAAAGUAAUAAUAAAAAUAAUGUUCCUAAACAAAUACAGGCUAAGUCAAAUCAUAGAAAUAAUAUUAACGAUUUUCAAAAAACGCAGGCGGCAGUACAUCAAAAAACUCGAAGAUAUAAUGAACAGGACCUAGGUAAUUAUCAAAAUCUUGAUUAUAAUCAAAAUGAUAAAAGUCCGACUACAACAUCAUCCCCAACAAUACAAAAAUAUGUACAGAAUACCUUCAAAGGUUAUCAUGUAGAGUUCCCACCAUCAACUACCGGAAUAGACAAUACCUCAGAAAAUCAAAAUAAAAAUAUAGCAAAAGGUCCAGCAUAUAAUAAAGAUGAUAGUCCCAAUGAGUAUCAAGAAGUCGAAUUUCAGAGUCAUGUGACAAAACCAUCAAUUAAAAAACCUCAAAAAUUUAAAACCAAUCCGAUUCCAUCUAAUGUACAUGAUAGUAAAUUUGAUUCAAGGAAAAAUUUAGAACUACCAAGUUCAGAAGAAUCUCAAAUACCACAGGAAUCUGCUUCAUUUUUGAAAAACUCAUUUAAUAGUAUACAAGAAACUUCAUCUUAUAACCCUUUCCCUAACCACAGAACAACUUAUGCUGAUAUCAAAACGAUUCCGUAUAUGUCUACCAAAGUGUACAGUACAAUAUCUUCAGUGACUCCUCAAUACAUCACUACUCAGCCAAUUAAUAACGGUAAACCAUUUUUGGGCAGCAGAGUUGGUAUUAAUAUCAAAACCACUAAAGAUCCAUUAUUUAUAAAUCCCCAGGUCAUGAAAACUAAAACACAGUUAGCUGCAGAUGAUGUAUUUAAAGUACAUGUAAUUUCAAAUUCUAAAAAUGUCACAAACUCGUCAUUAGUCAGCCCUAAAGUACUCGAAAAGAUCCUAUUUGCAAAAAUCAAACCUUUAGAUGAAUCUACAACAGUUGUUUAUAAAGGAACUUUCGAAUCAACUACCGAACACUUUUCUACAUUGGAAGAUUUUUCUAGUACAACUGAGGCUAUUUCAACAAUAACAACUGUAAGACCUGUAACUUCUAAUCCACAGAAAAAACAAUCAAAAACAACUAUUAGUAGAAAGCCGUUUAUAAUACAAUAUGAAGAUAAUCCAGAAGUUACAUACACAGAAUCUAGAUCAAAAACACCAGAUUAUGCUAUCAUCUACGGCUCAUUUCCAUCUACACCCCUUCCUAGCAACACAGUUCAAGUUAAAUUUAAUAAGACAACCAAUAAAAUAGGUAUUCAAUUAGGUAAAUCUUUUGGAUCCGGAUCAUCUAAAAGUAUCUCUGGAACAAAAUCUGUAAGCCAAGCUAAACCAAUCAAAAUUCAACAAAGUACCAUAAAACCUGAAGAAGUUUCAUUGGAUAAAAGUAAAGAAGAGAUACUUAUACGACUGUCCAGUAAAUCUAUUCCAGAAUCUUUAAGAGACAAUAAAAUUCAACAUUUAAAUCAAGGGAAGAAUAAAGGUUUUUAUGUUACAAAAACACAAGAUUUGUUACAAUCAACUACACAAAAUCCAACUGAGACUACAUUAAACGAUAUGCGAAUUUAUAACAUAACUAUACGGAGUACAACGCAACAACCUAGACCUUUCCAAAGAUUCUAUUACGAGACCUCUACUUUAUCAACUUUCGAAGAUGUUUCUAAACAACCAAAUGUAUUUGAUUAUAAAAUAUCAACAGCUAGUCCUUUCAAAUCUGGUUCGCCAGAACCAACCUUACCAACUCCUUAUAGAACAACAACUCCAUCCAUUUAUGAAAAUAUAGACAAUAUGAUUGAUGUUUUAACAGAAAUUACCAAAGAAGAAGCUAGUAGCUCGAAAUCUAGGCCAGGUUUAGUUGUUCCACCUUCCGUGGGACCACAAACUUUGCACACUCUUGCAGUUUAUUUUGCAAACGCUUUAGACGAAGUAAUUACUAAUAAAGUUAAAAAUUCUGGAAAAUUUUCAGAGAAAUUUAUGAAAGACAAUAAAGAAAAAUUAACAACUUUACUAACUCAAAUGACUGUACAUGGUUACAAUCAGUUAUUCAAUCAAAUACAGGAGAAAAAUGAUACAUUUAAAAUGAAUGAAACUACAAUAAAUAAUACAAAAAUAGAAGAUUUAAAAUUAGAGAGUCCCCAAAUACGACAACUAGCUAGAAAUUUCACGAUAGCUUUAUCAGCUUAUUUAAAUGAUCCUGAGAUGUUCAGAAAAGAUUUAGAGAAUUUCAGGCCUACUGAACCCCAAUCAGUAGAAAUAGAAACAACUACUGAUUACAAUAUUAUAGAUGAAGAAUUAUUAAACUAUUCAGAUGCAGAUACUAAAACAAGUCUUCCACCAAUACUCACCACUCUUCGUCCACCUUCUCCAACGUGGGGUUUUAUUAUAGCAGCCAAAUCUCCUAAUAACUUUGAAAUCGAAAAUUCCGUCACUAAUACUGAUUUGAAUACAGCCGACACUCAAUCAUUUGUACCAGGUUUGAACGAUAUUAAUAAUAACAAUGCAAAAAGUAAAGUAAUAACAAAGGAUUUGCCUCAAAACCAUUGGACUACUUCAACAAGUGCAACUAAUUUAUGGCAAAGCACUUUUUCGAUAGAUCCCGUAUUAUUUAAUGAAGAAUUUGAUUCUACUUCACCUUUGUUGUAUGAUGUAGAAACAACUUCUGCUGAACCAGACACUACUACACCAGAAAUUCUUCCAGCUAUUGGCCGUACCAGAGCAGUUAACUAUGAAUUACGUAGUUUACCCAAAUUUUCCUUUAAUUCUUCUGAAGUUUCUGGAAUUUUGAUAGACUUUAUGAACAAUUCCAGUGAUGAUUCUAAUGACCGAUUACAUAGGAUACUAAGAAAACUUAAUACUACAGAAGACGAAUUUUUGGUUAAGAUGAAGGAGAUAGAGUCCAAUCCAAUAACCAGGAGGCUUAUUUUACUUUUAAUAAGUGAAUGCGGUAAAAAUGCAACACAAGACAUCAAGCAUCACAAUGAAGAAAAUUUAGAGCCUCUAGAAUCUUUGGAGUUAUCGGAAACCAAUCCUCUUUCACCUAGUCAACCUCAAAAACACACUACCACUAAAGAAAAAAAUGAGUUCCAAGUAUACGUUAAUCCUAAUUUAAAAGAAGAUGAUCAAGAUACAAGAGCUCUGCAAUUGUUGAAUACUUUGUACAGUAUAGCUUCAAAAUUAGGAAAAUAGCAAUCUUUUUAAUUACUAAUGUAUUCUGGAUUGGAAAACGGCCAUAUUAAUACAGGAAACAAAUCAAAAUAUUUUUUUGAGAAAAAUCAGACUAAUUAUUGUUUUUUAGAAGUGGUGAAUAUUGUUAUGCCUUACGGUGAUUUUUGUAUAGAUAAGUAGAUUAGUGAUUAUAAAAAUAUUUUUAUAUGUAAAUAAUAAAAUAGUUUUUAAGAUUUUUUAUUAUAAUUAUAAUAACGUACAGCGAUCGUUGGUAAUGUCUUAUCAAAUGCCUUCUUUUUUAUUGUUAAUUACGUCUAAAGAUUUUUUUUUAAAUUGUACGUAUAACUUUUAAUGCUCUUUGCCAUUUCUAGUUUAUCAAAUUCAGAGGAGCUUCGUUUUUCAAGGAAUUUAUUAAUAAUCUAUGAAAGAUAUCGCCAAAGUAGACAUUACCGGUUCUAUCGUAAUUUCCUAGAAAAAUUAUAUUGUAGGUUUUCCAGAUUAGAUACAAUUUUACGGAAAGCUCGUUUUAUUAAAUGAUUAUUUUAAAAUUGUUUUAAAGGUAAAAACGACUGGA
Psylliodes chrysocephalus is the source of this 4493-nucleotide messenger RNA. The record is from the annotation of a GenBank genome assembly. NCBI's taxonomy places the organism in Eukaryota, Metazoa, Arthropoda, Insecta, Coleoptera, Chrysomelidae.